GGGAGCCAAGAUGGCGGCUAUUCCUUGGUGGAUGUGGCACCACAGGAACUAUUUAAUCCUAUUCCUCACCCCACUGGUGUUCCUGCCCCUGCCCAUCGUCAUUCCCACGUCGGAGGCGAAAUGUGGCUACGCCAUCAUCCUCAUGGCGCUGUACUGGUGCACAGAGUGCAUGCCACUAGCCGUGACCGCCCUGCUGCCCGUGGUCCUCUUCCCCCUGAUGGGCAUCAUGAAGGCUGGAGAUGUGUGUGUUGAGUAUCUGAAGGACUCCAACAUGCUGUUCAUUGGAGGCCUGCUGGUGGCCAUCGCUGUGGAGGAGUGGAAGCUCCACAAACGCAUCGCUCUCAGGGUGCUGCUGCUGGUGGGAGUGAGGCCCGCCCUGCUGAUGAUGGGCUUCAUGCUGGUGUCCGCCUUCCUGUCCAUGUGGAUCAGCAACACGGCCACCACCGCCAUGAUGCUGCCCAUCGCCCAGGCCGUGCUGGAGCAGCUGGCCGCCACCGAGGCCGCCGCCGACGAGCGGGAGCUGCGGGCGGCCAGGGACCCCGGCCAGGACAACCAGGGCUACGAGCUGGAGGCCCCCCGGGGCCACGCGCUGGAGGAGAAGGGCUCGGAGGGGGGCAAGGUGCCGCUGGACGAUGGUACGCUUCAGGAGUCGGAGUUGGACUCCAUCCUGGAGAAGAUGAGGGUGGAGCGGGUGCAGAAGUACGCUACGCUGACCAAAGGCAUGUGUCUGAGUGUGUGUUACUCUGCCAGCAUCGGAGGCACAGCCACCCUCACCGGCACCACGCCCAACCUCAUCCUCAAGGGACAAGUGGACAAGAUCUACCCCAAUAACGGUGACAUCAUCAACUUUGCUAGCUGGUUCGGCUUUGCCUUCCCUAAUAUGGUCAUCAUGCUGGUGCUUUCCUGGCUUUGGCUGCAGCUGCUGUUCAUGGGCUUCAACUUCAAGAAGUCGUUUGGCUGCGGCAUGAGCAGCGAGCGGGACAAGGAGGCGUACGGCGUGAUGCGGGCGGAGUACAAGAAGCUGGGCCGCAUGGCGUUCGCCGAGGGGGCGGUGCUGGCCGUCUUCAUCACCCUGGUGGUGCUGUGGUUCACCAGGGAGCCCGGCUUCAUGGACGGCUGGGCCACCGUGCUCUUCAACACGGACGGGCAGUUUGUGACGGACGGAACCGUCGCCAUCUUUAUGUCCAUGCUAUUCUUCGUCAUCCCGUCGAAGCUGCCCCGCUUCGGAGACUAUGGUUUCUCUGCAGAAGGUAAGAGGAUCAAGGCUCCACCCACGCUGCUGAACUGGAAGGUGGUGCACGAGCGCAUGCCCUGGAACAUCAUCCUGCUGCUGGGAGGAGGCUUCGCCCUGGCGGCAGGAAGUGAGGUGUCGGGCUUGUCCCUGUGGCUGGGAGAGAGCCUGGCUCCUCUGAAGAGCAUCCCCCCCUUUGCCAUCUCCAUUAUCCUGUGUCUGCUGGUGGCCACCUUCACAGAGUGCUCCAGCAACACGGCCACCACCACCCUGUUCCUGCCCAUCCUAGCCUCCAUGGCCACCGCUAUUAAGAUCCACCCUCUCUACGUCAUGGUCCCCUGCACCGUCUCCGCCUCGCUGGCCUUCAUGCUGCCAGUGGCCACGCCCCCCAACGCCAUCGCCUUCUCCUUCGGAAACCUGCGCGUCAUGGACAUGGUGCAGGCGGGCUUCAUGCUGAACAUCAUCGGGAUCCUCACCAUCAACCUGGGCAUCAACACGUGGGGAUACGCCAUGUUUGAUCUGGGCAACUUCCCGGCCUGGGCCAACACCACUCAGAGCGUACCUUGAGCUCAGUGCUGUGGCUCUGGGGGGUCCCACUCCCAACCUAAACAUUCUGUCAUAUGCCUCCUUGAGCAAUGUGCCCAAACCCUACCUCCUCCUUAAGGAAACACAUCUUUAAAUUUAAUAUAUAUAUACCAGUAGCCUUUAAGGGUCUCAGAAAGAGGGAGGGGCUAGAGAGACAGAAGCACUUAAAACGCACACGGUUCCUCCAGUUCUCUGAUAGAACCAAUCACAAGCAUGAUUUCAGGAUAACAAAUCAUGUUAAUAUAACCUCAUACAUUAUACAUAAAUACAUAAACAGAACUUUAUUCAGACAGAAAAUAUGGCAUACAAUAUGGUAAAUAUAUUUAUUACUCCAAAGGGUGUAUUGGUACAGUGUACUUUGAAUGUGCUUGUUGAUUUGAUUUAAGCUAUGAUUUUAUUUAGCUAUUUUGUGUAUUAACAAUGUUCAAAGUCCACAUGCAGAAGUGUUUAUAGCCCAGGUCCGCUGUUAUGAUGGCAGUAUGAAAUAUUAAAGGUUAUCAGAUCACAGCCAGUGGACUUUGCUCAAGUAAGCAUAAUGUCGCAAUGAUGAAUAAAGCAGAAAUAUUUUUUUCUAAGUUUAA
Gadus macrocephalus (Pacific cod) is the source of this 2397-nucleotide messenger RNA. It is a transcript of the gene slc13a2, whose product is annotated as solute carrier family 13 member 2. NCBI's taxonomy places the organism in Eukaryota, Metazoa, Chordata, Actinopteri, Gadiformes, Gadidae. Gene Ontology annotation, cellular component: membrane. Gene Ontology annotation, biological process: monoatomic anion transmembrane transport. The coding region runs from base 11 to 1798 and encodes 595 amino acids. The transcript is spliced from 12 exons. The record is from RefSeq and is a predicted model, not a curated record. Gene Ontology annotation, molecular function: transmembrane transporter activity.